Equus caballus (horse) is the source of this 7203-nucleotide messenger RNA. It is a transcript of the gene REST, whose product is annotated as RE1 silencing transcription factor. NCBI's taxonomy places the organism in Eukaryota, Metazoa, Chordata, Mammalia, Perissodactyla, Equidae. The record is from RefSeq and is a predicted model, not a curated record. Gene Ontology annotation, cellular component: nucleus; transcription repressor complex. Gene Ontology annotation, biological process: negative regulation of DNA-templated transcription; positive regulation of transcription by RNA polymerase II; negative regulation of neuron differentiation. Gene Ontology annotation, molecular function: transcription cis-regulatory region binding; DNA-binding transcription repressor activity, RNA polymerase II-specific.
GCGGGCCCAGCCGAGAGGAAGCGAGAGCGCCCGAGUUUGCAAAGAGCUGCUUUGUGUUUGGUAUUUUGAGAAAAUGGCCGAAUGCCUAUUUCAGUCAGGAAUGCCGCCGCCGAGGCCGGCGCUGGUGGCAGCAGCACAGAGGAAUUCGUGCAACACGUUGGGCUUUCGGGCCGUGCUGGGAUGGUCUUCCCGACAAACGUUAAAAUUCCUUUAGGGAUGGCAGUUGGGGUUGGGGAGGUAUUAGAAAAGUCGGUUUUGGGGUAAAUUACCGAGUAGCCAGGACGGUAAAGCCCAGGGACAGCUUUUGCCUUCGGUUUGUUUUCUGUGAUGGCAUUUGAUUCCGACUUUUGUUGAAUACAGUUAUGGCCACCCAGGUGAUGGGGCAGUCUUCUGGAGGAGGAGGGUUGUUCACCAGCAGUGGCAACAUGGGUAUGGCCUUGCCUAACGACAUGUACGAUUUGCAUGACCUCUCCAAAGCUGAACUGGCUGCACCUCAGCUUAUCAUGUUGGCAAAUGUGGCCUUAACUGGGGAAGUAAAUGGCAGCUGCUGUGAUUACCUGGUUGGCGAAGAAAGGCAGAUGGCAGAAUUGAUGCCUGUUGGGGAUAACAACUUUUCAGAUAGUGAUGGAGAAGGACUUGAGGAGUCUCCUGAAAUAAAAGGUGAACCCAGUGGACUGGAAAACAUGGAACUGGAAAGUUUGGAACUCAGUGUUGUAGAACCACAGCCUGUGUUUGAGGUAUCAGCUGCCCCAGAAAUUUAUAACGCAAAUAAAGAUCUUCCUCCCGAAACACCUGGAGCAGAGGACAAAUGCAAGAAUUUGAAGACCAAACCUUUUCGCUGUAAGCCAUGCCAGUAUGAAGCGGAAUCUGAAGAACAGUUUGUGCAUCACAUCAGAGUUCAUAGUGCCAAGAAGUUUUUUGUGGAAGAAAGUGCAGAGAAGCAAGCUAAAGCCAGGGAAUCUGGUUCCUCCACUGCGGAAGAGGGAGAUUUCUCCAAGGGCCCCAUUCGGUGUGACCGCUGUGGCUACAAUACCAAUCGCUAUGAUCACUAUACUGCUCACCUGAAACACCACACCAGAGCUGGGGAUAAUGAACGAGUCUACAAGUGCAUCAUCUGCACAUACACCACAGUCAGCGAAUAUCACUGGAGAAAACACUUGAGAAACCAUUUUCCCAGGAAAGUAUACACGUGUGGAAAAUGCAACUAUUUUUCAGACAGAAAGAACAAUUAUGUUCAGCAUGUUCGAACUCACACAGGAGAACGCCCAUAUAAAUGUGAACUUUGUCCUUAUUCAAGUUCUCAGAAGACUCAUCUAACUAGACAUAUGCGUACUCAUUCAGGUGAGAAGCCAUUUAAGUGUGAUCAGUGCAGUUAUGUGGCCUCUAAUCAACAUGAAGUAACUCGCCAUGCAAGACAGGUUCACAAUGGGCCUAAACCUCUUAACUGCCCACACUGUGACUACAAAACAGCAGACAGAAGUAACUUCAAAAAACACGUAGAGCUACAUGUUAACCCGCGGCAGUUCAAUUGUCCCGUAUGUGACUAUGCAGCUUCCAAGAAGUGUAAUCUGCAGUAUCAUUUCAAAUCUAAGCAUCCGACUUGUCCUAAUAAAACGAUGGAUGUCUCAAAAGUGAAACUAAAGAAAACCAAAAAGCGAGAGGCUGACUUGCCUGAUAACAAUAUUACCAAUGAAAAAACAGAAACAGAGCAGACAAAAAUAAAGGGGGAUGUGGCUGGAAAGAAAAAUGAGAAGUCUGUAAAAGUGGAGAAAAAAGAUAGUGUUUCAAAAGAGAAAAAGCCUUGUAGUAAUGCUUCGAUCCAAGUGACUACCAGAACUCGCAAAUCAGCAAUGGAAACUAAAGAGAUGGAUGUGCAUAUAGGAAAUAGUUCAGAAAAACCCUGUAAAACCAAGAAAAGCAAAAGGAAGGUGGAAGCUGAAGCCCAUUCUUUACAAGAUCCUGUUAAUGAUGAGGAACCUUUGACAAAAAAGAAAAAGAAAGCAGAAAGAAAAUCCAAAAAUAAUCAGGAAGCGCCAAAAGGUGACAGCAAAGUAGAGGAGAAUAAAAAGCAAAAUACUUGCAUGAGGAAAAGUACAAAGAAGAAAACUCUGAAAAAUAAAUCAAGUAAAAAAAGCAGCAAGCCUGCUCAGAAGGAGACUACUCCAAGGGGGUCUGCUCAGACAGAGCCUCCUCAAAUAGAGCCUGCUCAGAUGGAGUCAUCUCCUCCCCUGGAGUCUGCUCAGACAGAGCCACCUCCUUCCAUGGAGUCUGCUCAGAUGGGGCCUCCUCCUCCCAUGGAGUCUGCUCAGAUGGGGCCUCCUCCUCCCAUGGAGUCUGCUCAGAUGGAGCCUCCUCCUCCCAUGGAGUCUGCUCAGUUGGGGCCUCCUCCUCCCAUGGAGUCUGCUCAGACAGAGCCUCCUCCUCCCAUGGAGUCUGCUCAGACAGAGCCUCCUCCUCCCAUGGGGGCUGCUCAGAUGGGGCCUCCUCCUCCCAUGGAGUCUGCUCACAUGGAGCCUCCUCCUCCCGUAGAGUCUGCUCAGACAGAGCCUCCUCCUCCCAUGGGGGCUGCUCAGAUAGAAGUUGUCCAGAAGGGGCCUGUUCACGUGGAGCUGAUUCCCAAAAAGUCUCCUCGAAAAGAAAAUAGAAAGGAAAAGUUGAACAUGGAGAGUGAAAUGGCACGGAAGGAGCAAGUCCUUAUUGAAGUUGGCUUAGUGCCUGUUAAAGAUAGCCAGCCUCUAAAGGAGAGCACAGGUGCACAGCAUCUUUUACCACCAUCACCACUGCUGCCAAAGGAAACCUUAGAAGAAGAGGAGUCAAGAGACCAAAAAUUAUUCACUGAAGGCAAAGGAAAUAAAGAAGCCCCUCUUGAAAAAGUAGAAGCAGAAGAGGCAGAUAAGAGUCUAACUGGUCUUGCUGCUAUUAUCAAGGAAUCUGCCAAUAUUUCAUCCUCUGAACAAAACUUGAAUGUGCCAGAGGGUGAAACUUUAGAUGGUAACCAUCAGGCUGAUACUAUGCUUUGUGAAAUGGAAAUGGACACAGAUGAGAACAAAACAGAGAAUCCCCCUGGCAAAGACUCAGCAGUUGAAGAACCAAUUUCACCACUGCUUCUUCCCUUACCAAUAGAAAAACAUGAAGAAGCAGUGUCUAAAACUGCUGUGGCAUCACCUCCUGUCACCACGGCAGUAAAUGAGUCUCAGGAAAUGGAUGAAGAUGAAGGCAUCCACAGUCAUGAUGGAAGUGACCUGAGUGACAACAUGUCAGAGGGUAGUGAUGAUUCUGGAUUGAAUGGGGCUCGGCCAGUUCCACAGGAAACUAGUAGAAAAAAUGCAAAGGAAGCCUUGGCAGUCAAAGUGGCUGAGGGAGAUUUUGUUUGUAUCUUCUGUGAUCGUUCUUUCAGAAAGGAAAAAGAUUACAGCAAACACCUCAAUCGCCAUUUGGUUAAUGUAUACUUCCUUGAAAAAGCAGCUAAAGGGCAGGAGUAAUUAAACUUUGGACAAGGCUUCAUUUCUUAGGUUGUAAGAUCUAUUACUAAAUUUACAUUCAUUUAUAGUAGUAGACAACCAUUUAUUUUAAAAAUUGCUUUAAUUAGUGUCCAGUGUUGAUUUUUAAGUGGCACUCUUUUCCUUAGGACUCUGUAUACCUAUUGUUGUAUAAAGUGUAGCAAAUCCAAGGGAGUUAGUGUAUUAGUAUACUAAACCAGCAGACAUGUAAAUCUGUUAGCUUAUGCAUUUAAUUGAAACAAGAAGGCCAAGGUGGUAUUACAGCGUUCUAUUGCUUUGUGCAGCUAUAACUUGUCAGUUUUUCUCCUGAUGGCUAUCUUCCUGUUUUACUUUAGUUUAUUCUUAGUUCCUUGUUUAGCUCCAUAAAAAUUGGCAUACUUAAAUAGCAAAUGACUUGAAGAAUUUGCCUGCUUUAUAUAAAGUUAGCACUUUAAAAUUUUUUUAGAGAUGAGAAGAGACAUGUAAAUUGAAGAAAAAUUCUCCCAACAACGGACAUUGUAUCAGUCCAGGUAUUUCCUUCCUGAGUUUUGAUCAAUAUUUCUUAUUUGUGUAUGUUAAUCGUUAUAAAAACAAUGAUUUUGGUGUGUUUUUUUUAUUUUGGUGCUUUAAUGGCUUAAGAUGUUGCACAUUGUUUUUUGUUUUAACCUAUGCAGUUCAAUUUUUUCUAGAAAUAGCAUUUGUGUUGAGCAGUAACACUUUAUACAUAUAUAUGCAUGUUGAUUUUGUCCUCUUUGGAGGGAUGCUUUUAGUCUUGUUUGCAAAAGGGCAGUUUUCUUUUUCCUUUGCUGCAAUUGUCUUUUUUGCAGAAUAUUAGUGUGCAAGUUUGUGAGCAAAUGAAAUAUGCAGGUUCAAUCCAUUGAUUUUGAUUUUCACAUCUUAUAUCUAUGCCAGAAUCUGUAUUUCAUGUAAGUUAUUUAUUUUAAAUGGAUGUAGUAAAUUUGUAGCUCUCAGUUUGAACUUUGCAAUAAAUAAACCACUAGGCUCUAUAUUGAAAGAUGUUUAUCUCAAAUACCAACCAUAAGUAAGUUUUUUGGGGCCUAUUUUGUUUUAGUACAGCUACUUCCUAAGUGUACAGUGUUGAGUCGUAUCUUUGAGGGAAACCCUUUUUCAUAGAUGGUUGGUGUCCAUAUGGCUCCUCAGCUGAAUAAAGAACUGUAAGUGAUACUUGGAAACUGCAAACCUGGAAUUAGGAGACAUAAUUACUCCUUCAAGUUAUACAGAAUAUCAGUUGUGAGAUUCCAAAGCCAUAGCAACUAUAUGGAAAACCUAGGAUGAGAAAGGUAGUUUAAGUGCUGGUAGACCAGCUGCUACUUCCUAUGAAUACAAUGAAAAACGCUGGUGAGACUUAAGUACAGUCCAGAUUAAAAAAAAUCACACUUUCUCAGGGAUCUCCACAAACUAGUGGGUGUCCUGGCUGUCCCUAUGACAGCCUCUUUCUACAGGUGAGGCCUCAAGUGAGUUGUAGCUAGCCUAGUGUUCCUAUGGGGGCACUUUGUAUGAAAAAGAGUGUGUACUCCCAAACUUUUGGUGGUUCUUUGGACAGUUGCCAAAGAAUAUGAAAGAAUCCAACAUAAGGAUUUUUCUUGUUGAUAGCAGGUAUUCAUUGCAGUAAAAUAAAGUAUGAUCCCAAUAGGGAAUCUUAAAAAUUCUCAUCUCCCAUUUUCUAUUCUGAAAUAACCACUUUAUAUUUCAUUUAUUUUUUUUUAUCUGGUGAUCUCUUUGAGGCAGGUUUCAGAGUUUGGCAGUGCAACAUGAAAGAUUAGGAAAAGCAUUGAUGAAGUGUGGGUGGAAAAUUUGUUAAAAAUCUGAGAGAGAAGUUUGAGUUAAAAGACAUUUGAACUUGGAAUUGACUGGGAGGCCAAAGAUUUAAAGAAGCAGAAGAUUCUCUCAAGACAUGAGGAGUAAGUUGUGAGUUAAUGGUGUGUGUUUUGUGUGCAUGAAUGGGAAUUUGUAAAUGAUGUUGAAUUCUAGGUGAAUUCUCGGCUCCGACAAUCAUUGUCAACAGAAGAUCAAGCUGCAAAUAUUUAUGUUUAAAACUUAAAUUAUAAAGCUAGUUAAGUCUUUCUAACAACUAGUUUUAAUGUUCAUGGGUACAUUUUAUGUAAGUUACCUUUUGCAUUAUAUAUGAAAAGAUUCAUGUUAAGUACAGAUUAGAGAUUGGGAAUCAGUUUGGGGAAGACGUUUUUGUGGAUUCUUUCAUACUACGAAAGAGAAAAACUUGACUCUGGGGAAUUGGACUAAUUUUCUUAGCUAGUUUUUAAGAUUAGAACGCUAAAAACAAAAUAUGAAGAAAAUUAAAACCCCUUAUUAUUAAAUUGAUCUGUGAAAACAUUGUUACUGGAAAUUGAGUGGAACUUGAGGCCUUUCUUCCAGAAAACAAGGACUUGAUUGUCAGGCCUAUAUUAGGUUCUGAACCUUAAUGCCAUGUAUUUGUACUUACUAAAAAUUGUUUCAAUGAAAAGCAUAUUAGUAAUGUGAACUUCUGGUCUAGUUGGGAGUUCUUCCAUUUGAAAAAUGUGAUAUUUGCAUGGAACUGUUUGAAUCCUUUUGUUUUCUCAGUUUCCCCUCCACUGGAUAGAAUUGAAGCUAGAAUUUUCCCGUUUGAUAAGGAAUAAAAAGUGAACAUGUUAUUUGUAAAUUGCUGUUUAGUAACUAGAGAUAAACUUGAAAUACUAGAAUACAUUAUAAACCUAAUCCUAGGUAGUCUUAUGAAAAUGUAUCGCUUUUAACUAUCUUUUGAACCUAUAUUCACAUUGGUUUUCAAGAUAUUUUAAGUUAUAUUUUUUCCUCUUUUCAGAGCUGCUUCUUCGGGGCUACUUUUUUUAUUUUUUAUUUUUAUUGAGUGUAAUUCACAAGGAGCUACUUUUUUUUGGAUAAGGCUUCUUAUAACUAUGGCUGGAUGUUUUGCUCUAGUCUUCCAAGAAGGGCCAUUUUAUCUUUUAGAGUCAUUUCUAAAGUCGUGGUCUUUAACUUAGGGGACUAUUUUGCAUAUGAGUGCUCAUACAAAUUUAAACCCACGUAGACCUCAUCACAUGUCACCCCAUGAAUGUUGACAGUGGAGGGAAUACCUUGCCUGUAGUAUAAUAUCAGUUCUGGACUGAAAAGCUGGGGAAGAAACUUAUUUUUCUCUUUUGCAUAAAUCAGAAAAACAGCUAGUAUGCAGAGUUUUCUUAUUGACCUCAGCAGAUGAACUGAGCUGAUAGUGUUAAUUCAGAUUGAAGAAAUUAUCUGAAUCUUGGUUUGUGUAGAUUUGUGAUCUACAUGCAAUAUUAACUAAAUCAGAUAGCUUUUACAGUUUCACAUGUGUACAUAGGCUCUCCCCACCCUUUUCAACAUCCAUUAGUUAUUGAACUUUGUAAACUGGCAUUGAAACAUUACAGCAAUGUUUUGUUGCACCAAUCUUGUAAACUUUUACAGUGCAAUACGUAUUAUUUUUCAGAGACAAACCAAAGGUUAAUUUCUCAAGGUUCUUGCUGCCUGCUUUAGCAGCAUUUGAUGGAGGAUCUUUUAUAUACAUUUGUAAUAGAUAAAAAAUAAACCAGAUUGCAAAUCCUUUUUUUUUUUUCCUUUUUAAAGCUUAAACCAUGUACCAAGUUUUUGGUCCAAAUUGUGUAGGAUAAGUUAAACUUAAAUUGCAUUCUAUUAACCUAUAUGAGUGUAUUUCUGUAAGCAUAGUUAUGUUGAAAUAAAGUUUUAAAAAGUG